Fonsecaea pedrosoi CBS 271.37 is the source of this 747-nucleotide messenger RNA. RefSeq lists its product as uncharacterized. The coding region runs from base 1 to 747 and encodes 248 amino acids. Gene Ontology annotation, molecular function: DNA-binding transcription factor activity. NCBI's taxonomy places the organism in Eukaryota, Fungi, Ascomycota, Eurotiomycetes, Chaetothyriales, Herpotrichiellaceae. The transcript has 2 exons. Gene Ontology annotation, biological process: regulation of DNA-templated transcription. The record is from RefSeq and is a predicted model, not a curated record.
AUGCCGUUGUCGAAGAUGCAACACCACGAACAGUACAGCCGGUCAGCAACAACUACCACUCCAAUGAAUCUAACACGUCAUUCUGGCAACCAGGUCUCUCGACACAAUUUGUUCUCGCCGGCCCAAGUGAUGGAAGGAUUCUCUCAGCUCUCGGUUGGAGAUGGAAAUCCGCACCCCACACUAAUCGACCGGCAUGCAUCUCAAUCGUCGAUUUCGAGUGUGCCUUCUUUGGAUUCCGAGUAUAUUGCAGACACAAAUUGGCAACCCUCUGUCAGCAGUCUAUAUAUACCUUCUCUCCAGGAUUCAACCUGGUGGUUAGAACCUUUUGAAGAGGUCCAGGGUCCUCCACUCGACGCAGACCCGUCUAUUUUUUCUGGGGAUUUGUCGCAACUUGCAUCUCCCGUGGACGCUCUGGACGGCAGCACGCUCCCCCAGGGACAAGUCGACACGAAACUCGACCGCAAGAAGGAACGGCGGAGAGAGCAGAAUCGCCAGGCACAGCGCCGCCACCGCGAACGAAGACAAUUGAAUUUCUGCCUCACGCAGGGCAAGGUCGCCGAGCUGCAGACGGCUCUCGCCGCGGCGCUCGAGCAACAGAAACUCGUCAAGCAGGAAAACAGCCACCUGCGGGGUCGGCUAGCGUCCCUCGAGGCCGAAGUCGACUGCCUCCGGCGGAGUAUGUCGCCGGCGACGUUUGAGAACGGCAAACGUCUCGAGACGCCCUCGGAGUUCGAACUGGGCACGUGA